AUGAAAACUGCUGCGACCUCGGCGCAAAGCAGCCCGCAAGCAACGUACGCAGAGAUCGCGCGAACACCGCCACUGAGCCAACCAACAAAUAUACGGUCUCUGUCAUCAAUGCAAACAACACCCUCAUCAUUCACGGACACUCUGCACUGCACAAUAGACGUUUCUAGAGUUACGGAACAGGACAAGCAUAAGGCCCAAGUUGGUACGAUUAGGCAGACGAUUGAGGGCGAAGUGAGGGCGAAGGAGGGUUACGAGACGUGGAGAUGUGCUGCAGCGGUUAAAGACGCGAGGAACCAGGACCGCAUCAAGGUCAUCUGUCGAAAUGAAGCCGAGCUGCAACUGGUUAAGGAGGUUGCAGAGAAAACCGUCGUGCCAGGAGCUCGUGUCUUGCGAGAUCAACUCUACCCGGUUAAAGUCGACAACGCCAACCGAACUGCGGUCGUGGACGAAGAGGGUAACAUCCUACCAGGCGCUGCCGAAGCGCUUGGUGCCGAGAACAACGUGAACAUAGCAAAGAUAUCAUGGCUAAGCAAGAGAGAAGCUGGUAAAGCGUACGGGUCAAUGGUAGUGUACGUGACCAAAGGGGGCGAUGCGAGGAGGCUGCUUGAUAACCACUACUUCGACCUAGCCGGGGAGUCGGCCAAGACCAACGUCUUUGAACCAAGGAUAGGACCGGUGCAAUGCUACAAGUGCCAGGAGAUUGGCCACAAGAGGUUCACAUGCAAGAAACCUGAGGUCUGCGGAAGGUGCGCGAGACCCGGUCAUCACCAUAAAGAGUGCCAUGCGGUGGAACCAAAGUGCGUUCUGUGUGGCGGACCACACGAAUCGUUCAGCUGGAAUUGCCGUGUGAGGAACACGCGAAGCAAUGAAUAG
Pochonia chlamydosporia 170 is the source of this 873-nucleotide messenger RNA. Its product is annotated as reverse transcriptase. NCBI's taxonomy places the organism in Eukaryota, Fungi, Ascomycota, Sordariomycetes, Hypocreales, Clavicipitaceae. The transcript has a single exon. The record is from RefSeq and is a predicted model, not a curated record. Gene Ontology annotation, molecular function: zinc ion binding; nucleic acid binding. The coding region runs from base 1 to 873 and encodes 290 amino acids.